Molecule: messenger RNA, 888 nt
Organism: Sceloporus undulatus (fence lizard)
Lineage: Eukaryota; Metazoa; Chordata; Lepidosauria; Squamata; Phrynosomatidae
Product: unconventional myosin-If-like
Exons: 2
Coding region: 1-285 (94 amino acids)
Molecular function (GO): protein binding
Source: RefSeq, a predicted model, not a curated record
AUGACCGCACUGACUCCAUUUUGUAUCUCGCACUGCAGGACACAAAGGAAGCGAAGCAUUGGCCAAAGGCCUCCUCCGGCCGCAGGGCGGCCUAAGCCUCAGCCUAAAGUCUCUGGACCCCGCUGCCGUGCUCUGUACCAGUACCUCAGUCAGGAUGUGGAUGAGCUCAGCUUCAACGUGGGCGACGUGAUAGACCUCCUGAUGGAAGAUGCCUCUGGAUGGUGGAAGGGCCGUCUCCAUGGGCGUGAAGGCCUUUUCCCUGGGAAUUAUGUACAGAAACUCUGAGGAAAGCCCUAUCGACAGCCCCAUAAGAGGAAAAAGGGCCCAAUAUCAGCAAGAAUGUAUAAACCUGCUUUCCAGAGGAACAAGCCUGUGGAAGCUUGGUUAAGAUGAACAAGGAUAUUGCAGGGAAACACUGACUCUUGACAGCCGUCUCUCUAUAAAGGGCAGUUUCGUUUUUUCAAAGCCUCAUUUAGAAAAAUCCCAUAAGGGGACAUAUGAAGGCAAACCUAGCAAGCACACCAUAUUGUCUGGAUGCUCUGGUGCUAAUUUACUGAAGAAGGGAGCAAGUAGGAAUAUGUUAAAUAAAGGGCAGGGGUGUUGAACGUGUGCCACAGAUCUUGCAUGGAAUCCUUAAUGUUUUACGUACAUGUUGCAGUGCUCCAUGUGAAGCUAGAGUCUUACGGGAAGGAAUGAAAACACUUGCUGUUUGGGAACGCAAGGGUUUUAUCCUGUUGCUUUUCGGUGCCAGGUGAACCUCCCAUACCUCUCUCCAUUUUCAAGAUGGACGGUCUCAGGGUGUUGUUAAGCCAGGGAGUCUUCCUAAUAGCUUGGCUAACCAAACCACUGCAUAAAGAAUUGUACAAAUAAAAAUAAAUAAUACCCACA